Molecule: messenger RNA, 6565 nt
Organism: Malurus melanocephalus (red-backed fairy wren)
Lineage: Eukaryota; Metazoa; Chordata; Aves; Passeriformes; Maluridae
Gene: NUDT3
Product: nudix hydrolase 3
Exons: 6
Coding region: 248-757 (169 amino acids)
Biological process (GO): diadenosine pentaphosphate catabolic process; diadenosine hexaphosphate catabolic process; adenosine 5'-(hexahydrogen pentaphosphate) catabolic process
Cellular component (GO): cytoplasm; nucleus
Molecular function (GO): bis(5'-adenosyl)-pentaphosphatase activity; endopolyphosphatase activity; bis(5'-adenosyl)-hexaphosphatase activity
Source: RefSeq, a predicted model, not a curated record
GGCGCGGUCGUCGUCGGCGGUGGCCAGAGCGCGGGCGGCGGCGGCGGCGCGGCUGGGAGCGAGGGCAGGGGUGAGGCGGACGAAGGGCGGCAGCGCGUAGCGAGACCCACAAAGCGAGACCCACAGAGAGACUGUCGCGGGCAAGCGGUCCCCCCGCGCCCCCCCGUCCUUCGCCGUCCGACGGGUCCCGCCCGCCCCCGCCCUCCGGGCCGCGCGUCCUCCGGUCCCGCCGCCCCCGGAGCGGAGGAUGAUGAAGCUCAAGUCCAACCAGACGCGCACCUAYGACGGGGACGGCUACAAGAAGCGGGCGGCCUGCCUGUGCUUCCGCAGCGAGAGCGAGGAGGAGGUACUGCUGGUGAGCAGUAGUCGCCAUCCGGACCGAUGGAUUGUCCCCGGGGGAGGCAUGGAGCCCGAGGAGGAGCCCGGCGUGGCYGCUGUGCGUGAGGUCUGUGAAGAGGCUGGAGUGAAAGGGACGUUAGGAAGAUUAGUGGGAAUWUUCGAGAACCGGGACAGGAAGCACAGGACCUAUGUUUACGUACUCAUCGUCACCGAAGUGUUGGAGGACUGGGAGGACUCUGUCAAUAUUGGAAGGAAAAGGGAAUGGUUUAAGAUAGAAGAUGCCAUAAAAGUUCUGCAGUAUCAUAAACCAGUGCAGGCCUCAUAUUUUGAGACCUUGAGGCAAGGCUGUCUGGCCAACAACGGCACCCCGGUCAUGACCACGCCGUACUCCGAGAGUUCCGUGUCCGACAUCAGAUGACUGACGACGUCCCUGCGAGAGCAAUUCCCAAAAGCAGACUGAGACCUGGAUUUCCCUCCCCUCCCCGUUUCCAUGCCUCCUCCCUCACACCAGGCAUGGGCAGCCGCCUGGGGCAGAGCAAGUGUUCAGAGUGCUGCGAUUUAGUGCAAGUGCUAGUGGCUGGGCCAGUUUACUCCCCAUCCAGUAUCUCCUGAUUUAGUGCAGUGACACUUGAAGUUGAGGGCAGAGUUCGGAUCACCUGCAGCCAUCCCUGCGGCUUCUCCGACAGCUUCCGCCAAUGUUUCCGCGUUUCCAUCCCRGUGAAACCACGAGGAGCUUGUCUUGAACCAUCAGCCAAAACCAAACCGCCUCGGCAGCGCUGCGGUAGCGCCCGGAUGGCGCCGGCUGCCGUGGGAACCGGGGAUGCGCAGGGGGGUCGGACGGACAAACUGGAGUGUGGCUCACCAAUGCUGUCCCCUGCUCCCGCCGCGUCCUGCUCGUGUCUCUUUGUCCACAUGCCUUACGCCGUGCUGAACUGGACACUUGGGAUUUGUGCUGAAGCGUCGGAUCGCGCUCGCUGCGUGCCACUGCCGCGCUCCGAGAACCACGCGYGCGUCCCCGAAGAGGAGUCCUGGGGGGAAAUUCAGGUGUUCAGUCUCUUGUCCUGUGGUUCUGCAGCACUUACGGUCGCACCGUGGAGCGUGCUCGAAGUGUGCCCUCCGUGAAAGGUACAGCUGCCUCCGGCGGCAUUGCCGGGGGAGCAGCACAGGAGAGCUCCCCGAUGCGCUGGCACACUUCACACGGGGGUUUGUUGUUUUAUUGCUGUAAGUUUCAUGCUGUCUUGAUUUGCCAACAGUGUUGUCUAGUUGGGAAAUAAAAUGGGAAGGGUUGGGGUUGGGGGGUGGGUUGGGACAGGUACAAGUUUUGGGAGGGGCAUUAAUUAAUCCCUGGCUUGGGACAAGAAGUGGUUGCUGAGUUCAGUAACUUCUCUUUUGUCAGAGCAGAGCCAAGAUGUGAAAUUAAAUCUGCAGUACUUUUUUUUUUUCCUUUUUUUUUUCCUGCUCUUUAUUUAACAAAAAAUAUUCUAAUAAACACUCACUGUUCCGGAGUUUUCUCUCUUCCUGAGAAGCGCUUACAAUAUGAAAAUCUGAUAGAAAUAUCCAUGGAGCCUGGGACAAGGAGGAAUGGUAUCCUUGCUGGUUUGGCAAGAAGCUGUUCAUUUUAAGAUCCUCUUCUGUUCCUUUCCUUGUUCUCCCUGCUUUCAUCGGUGUGGAGUAGCAAGGCCAAAAGCAGUGCCAGUGAUCGCUGACAUGGAAAACCACGCGUAAGGAACAGCCCAUUAUUCAAGGAGUAGCUCAAACCCAAGCGUCUGGAAUUGAGCCUAAAUUACACCAGUUCAGCUCACUUCAACUUAGAGACGAAUGUACAAUCCUUUCUCACUAUGUGCUGUCAGCCUGAACCAAACUCUCAAAAAGGGCUUGAAUAUUCUAUCUGGAAGUGUCCAAGAAAUUCCCAGAGUCGCUGUCCCCGCGCCCUGCGAGGCAUCUGACACAGCCAUCUACUGCCUUCAACGAGUCUUGGUCUCUACUGUACAGAUUAGUAUGUUGGAAAUGCUUUGCARCAAAACAGCUGGUACUCCUGAAAGAGUAACUGCAGUUUUAAUAUCAGCAGCAUGCACACUUUUGUUUUUAAACUAAAAAUGUUUUUACAGGGCUGUUAAACUGACAAUUUAGGGUAGAAUAUUGUUAAUGACUUGCUAAUGGCUUAUUUGUUUGGGUCAGAAAAAAUAAAUUGUGCCAAGAAAGUGUUUUAAUGUGGCAUGGAUUGAUGCUGUUACCACGGAGUGGCUGGUGUUAUGCCUUGUAACUGAAAAUGGCUCCUGGGGCAAGAAUAGCCUUGAUUGAAGAGAUGCAGAUUUCAGACCAGACCUUAGCYCUGCGCUCCCUCAACCUCUCCCUGCACCACACGAUUCCCAUCUUCCUCAGCAUCUGAGGUUCUCUCWAAGCUGUACAGCUGCACCCCCAGCAGCUGGAGUGGUUUUAUCUMAACUGGUGUUAACUGGUUUGGGACUGACAGUCGCCCUGUCUGUGAGAGGCACAGGGGAGCUGCUGGAGGGCGGCUCUGGCUCUGCAGCCUGGACCGUGCUGCUCAGUGUCACUGCUGGGGCCACUGACCAURCUGAAUCCUGGAGAGUGAGCCUGGGGCUCGCAGCCAGGCUGAAACUGGUGCUAUUCCCAGCUGGUAGUGUUGGAUAGUGGGAUUCUUUCCUCAGCUGGCCUGACUCCUACAUGGARCAUCACUCUGUGUCUCAGCAUCCCUUGGGAGCAGGCCUCAGCUGCCUCAGCCCUGCUCUGCUCUCUGGGCACUGCUGAGAGGAGGAUGUGACAGAGGAUGUCCCCAGACAGCCAGUGAGUCACAGCAGGUGUAGCCCCACCUCAUGGCAGGUCUCGAAUGCUGGUUUGGGGUACAAGUGGAGGUGGGGGUGAGGGGCUGCUGCUCUUCAUCAUCUCUGGGCCCUGGGGUCCCUCUGCAGCUCCUUAGGGGCACAGUGAUGUCACCGAUGAGGUCACUUCUUCCCUUGCUGCUUUCAUUCCUGUGGUCAUGGUCCAAGGACACCCCACUUGGUACACCAAGAGGAGCAGGGGAACUCUACCCUCGAGUUUGGUGACUGCAGCACUGGGAGCAGGAGAAARGGGAAGUACACCCCUGGAGUAUCUGUGUGUCCAAGUGCUGCUUGAUCCUUCCAGCAGGAUUUGUCAGAUCCCAAAYCUUUCUGAUGCUAAAGUUCAAGAGGCAGGUGGAUGUCCCUCUGCAGAGAGAGCUGAGUGUAAUGAAACCCGGUGGAGCUGGAAUUGUAUGGCUCUGGCUCUGGGGAGUCUCUCCCAGACAAGGAUUUGUUGUAAUGGAACAGGGAUUUUGGUUCUUUGGUUCUUGGCAGCUUAGAAAUCACCCGUGUUGGAAACCACACAGCACCUUGACUGAAGUGGUUACUGUCAGGCAGAUUUUGAUUUUCAGAUGUGACUUUGCUCACGCUGAAGUUGUUCAAAGGCAUAUUUCAGAGGGAGGAGCCUUUUUGCAGUUCCGAGUAACCCUAGGUGGGGCUGGGGGAUUUCCCUGCUGUGUGGMUGUGCUGGGCCACUGCUGGGCUGGGAGGUUCUGCCUUUUCCUGGGAGAGAAGAAUGAAAGGAGCAUUUUWUUUUUCAUUCUCCCUGAAAUGUGGCGUUCAGUGAUGUUAAGGUACCUCUGGUGGCUUCCCAAAGAUGGAUUGUGUGCAUGGUUUGUUGGAACCUCAGUGUCACAGCUGUGCCUCCCCAUCUCAGCACAGGGUUGCCACUUCCCAGAAGCACUGGUUGAGCUGUCCAUGCUCUGUGUGGUCAGCAGGGCCAGCACAGCCACUGGAAAUUCACCUCUUGGCAAUUCACCUCUCCAGGUACAGCAGAACAUUCCCUGGAUGUGGAAUUAACAGCUCCUGUGCAAACUAAAAAGAAUUUUUUUUCAAAUGGAAAAUGUAUUAGACUUUGGGCUGUAAAGCCACCUGAGGACCGAGGCAGUGAGAGCAGGGAGGGGACAUGGUGGCAGUCUGGUUCCAGCUUAGCCAGGUGGGUGUGUUCUGGGAAUAAACWGAGGAAGGGAGCAGACCCUGAGGGCUGCACCCACCCAUGGGUGCUGGGGAGGUGGCACCCAGCCAUCCUGCUGUGUCCCCUGGUGCUGGGGGAAGGUGGGAAAUGGAUUUGGGGCCUGGAAGGAAUGGCAGUAGCAGCAUCUCCACUGUCUCUGUCCUGCGUAGAAGCGUGUUGGGAGCUCUUCCCUCCUCUCCUGUGGAGCACUGAGGCAGCUCAUUCGGCCUGAGCUGGAAUGUGCCUUAAAGCAAACUCUGUAAAGGGAAAAAUGAAAAGGGAUUGGAAUCUGCAAGUGUUGCUUUUUCCCUUGUGUGGCCACAAAGUAUUCAGUGGCUAAAAAUGUGGGYAGGGAAUGUCAGGAAUCCUCAGUUCCCUUCCUGGAUCUAGCAGGAGCUUUGGGCCUUUGCCUCAGCUUUUCCAUGCAGAAGCUGUGUUCAGCAUUCCACAGCUCAUGGGUCACUCCCAGACAUCGAAAUCCUGGAGGCUGCAGGGGUCCAACGAGUGCCCAGUUACAAAAGCUGUAGGUUUUCCUGCCUGUUCUCUCUUUUAUCCCAAACUGACAUUUUUGUGCUUUCACACAGCAUCCAUUGCUGUGCAGAGCACACCGGGGGAACUAGGGGUUGGUGAGGGCUGGUUUGGGGUUUGACUCUCCUGUGUGGAGCCUGUGGCUGCUGCUGGGGGAGGAUCAGAGCUGUAUCUUCAGCCAAACCCGCCCCAAGCAGUGACAGUUGCUGUGUGAGGAGCUUUUCCCUCUGGGUGACCCAGUGCCUGCUCUCCUCUUGCUCCCAGGCUGGGUUUUCCCUCCUGGCUCUGUUCUGCUCAGUAAUGGCAUCAUCUGGUGGCUGCAACCCUGCAGGGACAUGGUGGCCUCAUGGCUGGGUUGUCCCUGGGCUGGUCCAUGAGCCCCUGGCACACACAGGGUGUGAUCCUCAUUUUCCUAACAUUGGAAUCAAUUAACCCAGCUGCCCUGUGCUCUGGAGAUCCUGCAGUGCUGUGCUGGGGUGUCAGGAGUCUGUACAUAACCAAGGUGUAGCUGGUGAAAAAGAAAUUGAACUGGACUGAAGUUGUAUUUAGGAGAUUUAUAUAUCUCUCUUUGGUGCUAGUCCAUAGAGGUGUUUUUUGGUUGUUUGGUUGGUAUUUUUUUUGUGGGAAGGUGGGAAUUUUGACGUUAUACUUGAUGAAUUGGCUCUAGAAUUGCCUCAGGAAUGAACCUGGGGAGGUCUGAGAGUGUUUGUUGAAGUUCCUGUGUGUCCUAUUUUAUAUUUAUUAAAUCAGAAAAUCUGGAAUGAUCACUUUGCAUUUGCUGCUCAGUCCUUCCAUGAGCUCUGUGUACAUGGGGCUCCUGGCAGCCCCCGAGGUUGGCUGAACAGGGCCCGAGACCCCGGCUGAGGGAUGAAUGACCAGGGUCCAUUGUCCAGCCUCCUGUCCAUGGGUGUAUCUGCCUGAGGCUUCUCCUUUCCUCCCCAAAACAAGGAAUCUCCAUGGCUGGUCAGACCUGCAGYGCUUUGACUGUCUCUGGUUCGUGUCUGAACCUUUGAAUUCCCCCCCAGGACUGAGCGUGGGACUGGCCUAGGCAAUGACCUUGGUGUGAGAGGAUUCUGGAAAGGUUCUGAACCCUUCCAGAUACUGAUCCACGUCAGCCAAAUGUCCAGGCCUGGGGUGGGGGCUGAUGGCAGCCACAGAGCCUGGUGAGGGAUCCCUGGGUGUCAUGCUCCAUGGAUGGUGGGAUCAUUUGGGAUGUGGUGGUGUUGGUUGGGAUGUCAUGGGGUCGGUUGGGAUGUGAUGGGGUCAGCUGGGAUGUCUCAGGGAGGUUCUUGUGCCACUCCUGCCACCUGGCUUUCACGGGGAAGUGUCAGCAAGUUUGAAGAAGGAAAACUGAUGUAGGGAACAAACUUGCUGCUUUAUUAGGAUUAAAAGAAGCCUGAUGUUGUCAGUGAUUUUCAAUGAGUUACAAGUGAAAUGCUCAAUUCUCUGUGAAUUCAACAUGGUUUUGUGCUUGUAAUUCCCAUAAUCUGUUUGGGUUUAUUUUCCUGGCUGCAGAUCUCCAUUCGUCACUCCAGCUCUGGGUGUUUCUAAUCUCCUGGUAAACUUCACAUGAGGGGGUCAUGAUGAAUUAAACGGUUUGCAGAAACACUUUGCAACUGCAGAGGCCCUUUGGGAAUGGAGCAUUGCAGCAAAUGCUUUUACUCUUUCUCACUGUCUCGUUCUU